AUGGCGCCCGGUGGAUCCGGGCAGUGCGUGCCCCGCCAUGUCGAUCGGAAGGCCCUCUAUACCGAUCUUGAGGCCCGGGUUCGCUACCUGCAGCAGUUUAUUGGAUUUAAUGCCGACGAUGUUGCUGCCCUCAACAAAGGAUCCAAACACAUCAAGGCGCUGGCACCGACGCUGGUUGAUCGCGUAUACGCCAAGCUCCUGGAGGCAGAUAUCACCGCCCGUGUGUUCAAAACCCGCAGCACGGCCUCGGAGGACUAUGACGGGGAUUACCCCGAGUUCAAGAGUCCCUAUAUACAGUGUCGCCGGAUGUUUCUGCGAUGGUACAUGACCAAGCUCUGCUCUGACCCGACGAAGUUGGAGUUCUACGCGUAUUUGAAUAAAGUGGGACGAAUGCACCACGGCAAAGACCGUAUGCUCUCCUUCGACGUGGAAUACAUCCAUAUCGGGGCGUGUCUCGGCUACAUCCAGGAUAUCCUGAUCGAAGCAGUGAUGGGAUACGACAAGAUUUCCUUUCCCUUCCGACUCGCGUUACUUCGAGCUCUCAAUAAGGUCAUCUGGAUUCAAAACGACCUCUUUGCGCGCUGGCGGCUACGGGACGGCGGAGAAUUUGCAGCGGAGAUUGAGGCCGCCCAUCAAGAUCGGGCGCCGGAGUCGGGGACAGCCAGAGCCAAACCGGCCCCGAAGGAAGACAUUCCUGAUCGUCCCAGCAGUGUCAAGACCAGCUCGUCGUCUUGGACCGAAUCGGCCAGUAUCUUCUCUGAAGCAGUGUCUUCCGUACCGACAUCGUCGAUGACGUGCACAGAGCAUCCAUCGUCUCAUGAUACCAUCUGUCCGUUCUCGCAUAGUGGGUCGUCGUCGUUUGAGACCAAGGUCUGGUCGGGGGGUGAGUCCAGCAAUAGAUCUUGA
This is a messenger RNA of Aspergillus ibericus CBS 121593, 906 nucleotides long. RefSeq names its product protoglobin family protein. The transcript has 4 exons. Gene Ontology annotation, molecular function: oxygen binding; heme binding. Bases 1 to 906 code for a protein of 301 amino acids. NCBI's taxonomy places the organism in Eukaryota, Fungi, Ascomycota, Eurotiomycetes, Eurotiales, Aspergillaceae. The record is from RefSeq and is a predicted model, not a curated record.